AAUCGUCGAGAGGUCUCCACCGGAUUUACAAAAGACAUCGAAGCUCACUGCUUUUCCAAAGCCGAAAGUAAAAGCGUUUUUCCAGCGAACAAGUCCAUCGACUUUGGUUUUGCUGUGCGGGACGGGACCUUUUGCUGGAGGUCUAUCGUCAACUGGCAUUAGAUACGGUUUGCCCACGCUCCAGUCAGGACGUGCACUCGAGAGGUGUGUUGUGUGCCUUUAUUAUCAGCAGUUGUCUGUCAAAUUGAGUGAUUCGUGUCCAGUUUUGUGCCACCAGUGAUGGUAAGGCGGUCCUGGCCUUAAAAGCAAACUGGUUCUUCUCUGGAACGAUACGAUAGGCAGGCUGGAUGUGACACACAAACUGUUUGCCGGCCAUCCUAGACCGAAGAAAGUGCACUUCAUCUGUUAGCUAAAAGCCAUAGCUAACCAUAGAACCGGUUACAUUGCCUCCAUUGAAAGCCCCAUUAAUAAAUUCGAUUUGCUUAUACGAGUACCUGUGCAGUGAUCUCGAGACUUCCGGUUACGCGAUUUCUUCUCCAGCCCGUCAUAGUUUGAUUGCAUAAUUGAAAGCGAUGCCAUCGGCUAUGCAGCUGCUGCUCCUGACAAUGCUGUUGGCAGCUACGCCAGCGCUGGGACUGGGACGCAAGGUGAAGCGGAAGGACGCACACUACCAUCUAAAUGUGCCUCCGCCACCACCGCCGUCACCACAGGAGCACCAGGGUCACCAACAACACCAGCAACACCAGCAACACCAACAAGCCACGCUGAUCGAACACGAAGUGCCACCGUAUUCAUUCGAAGCCAUUAACCACGACGAGUUUGAGCCGGCCAAGAGUCCGCAUCUGAACGGACAAGCCACGCGUUACGAAAGCUCCGACUACAUUGUUCACAGCCUACAAGGCGGGGGCGGCCAGGGGGGCGGAUAUCUGGCGGACAAUGGGCUGCGAAGCAUUGCGAAAGGAUCGGCGGAUACAGCCAUUUCGGCUGUUGCCAGUCAGAAUGCAGCCGGAAAACAGGCCUCAUACGUCGCCAAGAGUACGCUGGCCCAGGCAGCAGCUCAAGCAGCCGGCACAGCCGUGGCUGUGCUCAAGGGCAAGGAGGUACUAUUGCACCGAUUGGAGGAUCAGAGCGUGGAGGCACACAAGGCAAUGGAGAACGAGCUGACGCAGCUGCAGCAGGCUAAACGAUCGGCGAAAGCUGCUCAAUAUGCUGCCCAGCAGGCCAUCAACCAUGUGAGCGUCCUCACGGCGGCACUCAACAAUGCCCAAUCCGCAUCUGAACUAGCCCAAAAGUCUGCGUCAGAGGCAGCUGCUGAAUUGGCCUCCCAAAUCGAUAUGGUGGCCCAGGCAAAGACUAAACUGGAACAUGCUGAGUCGCAAGCCUACGGCGCUCGCUUGGAUUAUGAGGAGACUCGCGAUGCGGCGGAGAAGGCUACACUGUCCGCGCAGGAGGCACAGCUCAAUGCCAACGAUGCUGCUCUGCACGCCAAUGUCGAGCUCAGUGAAGCGGUUCACAUUCAUGACAAAAGCGAUCGCAAUGUGGUGGAACCGGCCCGGGGCCCGCCACACCAUCGUCGACGACCGUAAUCGUCUACAGCACACUUCCACCGGUCACGUCACUAAGUAAAGUGUUUUGGCAUUGAAGCUUCAAUUUAAACUUAUUUAUUUCUUUUCUAUAUGUUGACUAUAAGUUUUUUAUCCUGUUAAUAAAUAAUAGUUCGAAAAAGUGACGAUCCA
Molecule: messenger RNA, 1736 nt
Organism: Drosophila pseudoobscura
Lineage: Eukaryota; Metazoa; Arthropoda; Insecta; Diptera; Drosophilidae
Exons: 2
Coding region: 573-1586 (337 amino acids)
Source: RefSeq, a predicted model, not a curated record